UUGGUUGCAUAACCAACUGAACUACCCAGGCGCCCUGAAUAUUUCAUUUUUUUUUUUAAGUAAUCUCUACACCCAACCUAGGGCUCUAACUCACAACCCUGAAGCCAAGAGUCACAUCCUUCAUUGACUUAGCCAGCCGGCAGCCCAAAAUAUAAGAUUUUCUAAUUUUUGAAAACUUGAUGGUUAUAAACUGUUAUCUCUUGGUUAUCUGAAUUUCUGUUUAUUUGAUUACAAGUGAGGUUGAGCAUUGUUCAUCACCCAUGUUGACUUUCUUUUCUCAAAUUGGCUUUUCAUAAUUUUUGGCAUUUUUUUCUCCUUGUAAGUUUCUUGUCUUUUUAUUGCUGACACUAGGGAGUCCUUUACAUCUAGAUGUUAACUCUUGUUGGUUUUAGGCAUUACAAGUGUUUUCUCCCAGACUGCCAGCAUUAUUUAACAUGUGAACCCAGUCUCUGUUCAGUUUCUGCAGGGUAAUACUCUGAAAUGUACAGACAGGUCUAGCUGCCUCAGGUGAGGAUAAAUUUUGUAACAAAUGUUGCCUCCCCCUUCUGUAAACUUAAUAUAGCAUCUAUAGUUCAGGUACUUGGAAGUCCUGGCAGGAAAUAAUGAACAUGUUAUAAUGUGUAUAUAUAUUUCUCUUUAUAAGAUGAAAAUGUUUCUGCAGAUAGUGUGCAAAGCAAAAUUUAGUCACUAGAGGUAAUUAAUUAUUUACAUUUACAUCUUUGUGGCACUGUGCAACACAUAUCCCAAAAAGGACAGUUUGAGUUCCAAAAGAACGCCCAUUCUACAAAAAUUGGGAAAGUAAAUAAUAACCCCUUAGUCAUUCAUUUCCAUGGUCUGGGAUUUCGCUUUGGUUGUUGAUGUAUAGAAAGACUUUGAAGACUUUUCCAGUAUUGCAGACCAUUUUCCAUCCCCAAAGUCACUUUCUUCUUACCAGUUAGAAAGAGGAGACUAUGUAGCUGUCUCUCCAAAAAAGAAAUCACUUCAGGGCAAGAAGUAGUAAAAUUAAGUCCAUUUUCCCAUUUCUAUAUCAAAUGACCAGGAGAUGAUAGCAACAAAAAAUCUCUUAUUUUCUCAGUGUCUUCUACCGCGGUCUUUUAAAUCGAACCCUCGUCCACUGGUUCCCUAUGUCAGUUUCCCAAGAAUACCAUAGGCCAGUGGUUCCCAAAUUCUGUUCCACAUUAGAAUCAUUGGGGGGGCUUUAAAUAUCUCAGACUCAGGUCACAGCCAACACCAGUUAAAGCCAAAUGUCUCAAGGUGGCCUUUAAAAAUGCCCAGGUGAUUCCAGCGUUCAACAAUGGGUUUGGGAACCAUUGCCAUACUUCCCCAGGAACCCAGGGCGUGAUCAAGGCUAAUGUUAAUGUCAGGGAGUUGUUUCUGUCCUGCACACCACGUGGGAAUGAGGCUUGCUAGGACUCGAUGUUCAAGUGUUAAGCGUCAAGAGGGUGAGACUCUUGUUCCUCUUGCCCUCUUCUAUCUCCACAGUAAUCUAUCUGCAACAUUUCUUCUUGAAUGAAAUGGGCAUAAUAGCUACUUCCUAGGUUUGCAGGAAAGACUGACUGCAAAUCUGGGAAAUAGAUGAUAGUGUGUCUGACACACAGCAGGACUUUAAUAAAUGCUUUGGAAAAUCCACGUUUGUUUAAUGAGCACACAUUCAGGACCUGCCUUAUGUAACUCUCCCUCUGAAGAUAACUUCUCAUCCUUCCCAGUGACACCCAAGCACACUCUUCACAGGCUCCUCCCUUUCUGCUCUUUUCACUUUGGCCCUCCCCACACUCACCUGGCUCCCUAUCAGUUAUUGCCAAGGAACAGCUAGACACAAAGGACUUUCUCAGAUCUAUGGUCACAAGGACAUGUUACCUGUGAGAACUACAGCAAAAACACAAGGUGAGAGGCGUUAGCUUGGUAGGAGAGAUUGGAAGAACUGGGAAGAAGAGAUUAAUAGUGCUGAAAACAUGUGGAACUGGAUGGAAUUAGUGUUGAGACAAUUAGGAUAAAGGAAGUCAUUCAGCAGUAGGAAGAAAACAAUCAGCCAUGGGUACUUUUGAGCAUCCUUCUACAUGUCCAGCUCCGUGUUAAGCACUCUGAUGGAUUCAGGAGAAACGGAAGAUCUCAAGGAGCUUGCAGAAGCAAAACAAAUACGACACAAUGGGAAUGACCAGAGAACAGUUCAAUGCCAAAUACUGAGAGCUGAAAUAGAUCAAAAGGGCUUGCUCGGGGAACUGUUCCUCCAGCUGGAGCCUGAGAUUUUAAUUAGCAGAGAGAAGGAAGUGAAACAUCCCAAGGGUGGGGGAGCAAAGUCAGGGGAUGGGGCUGGAGGAAUCUGAUCACCUCCUGCUAUGUCCUGUCUCUUCUUACUCUGUAGGGCUUACAGCAGAUGUGAAGGGAAUCUCACCCGUGAUGAUACUAAUGGUGAUAAUUUACCUGAUGCUUUUGUUCUGGGAAAACGAGCAGAAUGGGGAAGGAGAGGAAUCCACCAUAGAGCAUCUGCAUGUGGACUACCCUCAGAGUGACUCUCUUGUAAGGUACUGCAACCACAUGGUCUUACAAAGAGUCAUCAGGGGACCUGACAAUACCUGCAAAAAGGAGCAUGUUUUCAUCCAUGAGAGGCCUCGAAAUAUCAACAGUGUUUGCACCUCUCCCAAGAAAAUGACUUGUCAGAACCAUUCUUCCACUUUGUGUUUCCAGAGUUUGACAAAGUUCAAAAUGACAGUGUGUCAGCUCAUUGGAGGCACCAGAUACCCUGCCUGCAGGUACCACAUUUCCUCCGUGGAGGGGUUUAUUGUUGUCACUUGUGAUGACCUGGGGCCAGUUACUUUCCAGAGAUAUGUUAAAUAAGUUGAGACCACUGCCUGGGUCUGAGGGGUACUGGUACUCUCCUCUCUUGCAGACUUCUGUAUGGGGUACUGGUAUAUUGGUUCCUCUCUCAGGGGUACCAGUAACUGGUUCGCCCUGAAGCACACCUCAACUGUGGACAUGGGGUAAUGCUUUGUGUGAAUUGGGUAGCCACUAGUAAUUCAUCUGUCCUGCUGGUACGGCUAAGCUGGAAUAAUUUCAUUCUGGUUUAAUAAUAAUAAUAAUAAUAAUAAUAAUAAUAAUAAAAACUCGACUGAAUUGAAUCAUAAACUCUUCAUGUGUUUUAAUUUCUUGUCCCUUUUCUCUGGGUCACGUGUUGAGAGCCAAGAAUGAAUCCGAGGCAGAGCUGGGAUUCAGGUAAAGUGAGCAAGGUGCUCACUUCAUGUACACAGUUUAAAGGCGCCCCAAAUCCCAGUAACCUGGAUAAAUAACAUUUAAAAAAAUCAAAAUUAAUGCAAAAAUUUUCUGAUGAAUAAAAUAUCUGAGUUUUAAAUCAAGACCCAAUCUGACAGGGUUGGACUUAAGGUGACAUGAAUUAGUGAGUUAGCCAGUACAGGGUCAGAUCCUAUUAUUUGACAUUUUGGUAUUUGUCAUCAGAGAUUACUUUGCAUUAAUUAAUAUUUUUUAAGUGUUGCAUUAAAAUAGUAUUUAUCUUGAUUACUGGGCUUUUGGUACCCCCUUAAAUUUUGUACCCGGAGUGAGUGCCUCCUUUUGUUUCACAGUGCUCCCAGACUUGAUCCUAGGUGUGGAGGCAUUUGGAGUCAUUGAUGAGGGUCUCCUCUGAAGAGGGCAUAUAUAAUUCAAGCUGCGUCUGUUUACAUUUAGCACCUGCCUGUGUGCCUUGAAAG
Messenger RNA from Felis catus (domestic cat), 3701 nucleotides. RefSeq names its product ribonuclease A family member 12 (inactive) (gene RNASE12). NCBI's taxonomy places the organism in Eukaryota, Metazoa, Chordata, Mammalia, Carnivora, Felidae. The record is from RefSeq and is a predicted model, not a curated record. The transcript has a single exon. Bases 2305 to 2835 code for a protein of 176 amino acids. Gene Ontology annotation, molecular function: nucleic acid binding.